This is a messenger RNA of Cryptosporidium muris RN66, 663 nucleotides long. RefSeq names its product SNF7 family protein. Gene Ontology annotation, cellular component: ESCRT III complex; multivesicular body. The transcript has a single exon. Bases 1 to 663 code for a protein of 220 amino acids. Lineage: Eukaryota; Apicomplexa; Conoidasida; Eucoccidiorida; Cryptosporidiidae. The record is from RefSeq and is a predicted model, not a curated record. Gene Ontology annotation, biological process: endosome transport via multivesicular body sorting pathway; protein transport; late endosome to vacuole transport.
AUGGGACUUUGGAAUAGUAAGACUGAUGUAGGAGAGGAAUUAAGUAACAAUAAAAGGGCAGUAACUAGAGCUAUUCGAAAUAUUGAUCGUGAGAUCCAAAAAUUAGAAACUGAAGAAAAGAGACUUUUAAAGGAAGCUAGAGAGGCUCUUAAGAAAGAUCAUACAGAGGCUACAAAAAUAUUCAGUCGAGAUGUAAUUAGGGUUAGGAAACAGACAAAUAAGCUUAAUUUAGUCAGAAGUCAAUUGAUGGGUAUUGAACUCCGUUUGGUCUCAGCACAAAGUCAAUUGCAGAUCAACAAUGCUUUGACAAAUUUGAGCUCAGUUAUAGGUAAAGUUAAUGAAUCAACUGAUCUUCAAAAAAUACAACAGUUACUUAAGAACUUUGCAAGAGAUAGUCAGAACCUAGAUCUUAAAGAUAAUAUAAUCAAUGAUUCAAUUGAUAUAACUAUGGGAGAGAGUACUAUGGGGGAUGAUGACGAAGUUUUAAUCAACGAAGUUUACAAUGAACUCCUUUUAAAUAUUGAUAAGGAAGUAGAGAAACCUCGUAAAUCAUUUGCAACAAUUAAAACACAGGGUAUAGAGAAGACACGUAAAAAUAUGGAUUCAACUAGCCUAGAAGAAAGGUUAAAACAGUUGGGUCUUAGUCAACAAUUUAAUAGUUGA